This is a messenger RNA of Rhipicephalus sanguineus (brown dog tick), 2143 nucleotides long. RefSeq names its product protein PTHB1-like. Gene Ontology annotation, biological process: cilium assembly. The transcript is spliced from 17 exons. The coding region runs from base 1 to 2100 and encodes 699 amino acids. NCBI's taxonomy places the organism in Eukaryota, Metazoa, Arthropoda, Arachnida, Ixodida, Ixodidae. The record is from RefSeq and is a predicted model, not a curated record. Gene Ontology annotation, cellular component: membrane; BBSome.
AUGACCUUGACGAACAUUCAGACACCAAUGUCGUUAUUUAGGUUUCAGACACUGGCUGUUGCUACUGAGGCGUCGAAAAAACCGACAGACGACGCCGAGGGGCUUCAGAAGGGGAAACGCGUUGUUGCGGACUGGUCUGUUUCAAUCGGAGAGGAGGCCAUUGACAUAAAAGUGGCAAAUUUUUCGAACUGCCCAUCACUAAUAUUAGUUCUAGGUGAACACACAUUCUUUGCCUUUAAGCCAAGCGGCGAGCUUCACUUCUUAAAAGUUCUGGAUUUCACGGCGGCGUGUUUCUUUCCCUACCCAAGUUCGACGGAAGGCAGCUUGAUGCUGCUCAUGGCCACGCAGAGGAGCACGCUGCUCGUGUACCACGACACCGUUCUUAAGUGGGCUGCCCAGCUCUCGUCGGCUCCGAUUGCGCUGGCGAGGACGACGAUACAGAACAUGCAGGGGGCAAUAGUGAGGCUCACCGAGCAGGGACAGCUCAGCUGCAGCUACCUCGGGACCGAUCCGUGCUUGACUGUGGCCGUGGCGCCGGAGAGCCGCGAGUAUUCGCUCAGGGAGGUGGAACAGGAGCUCAACAGGCUGGAGACCGCCAUCAAGUCCAGCAGCGAGCCUCUCCCUGGGCGAAAGAAGGCGGAGACUGAUUUGAAGAUAAAAGUGUUCGCUGGACCCAUGUCUGAGAUUCCAUACCAAUCUGACGAAAGCCCUGCGUCAACAGAAGAUGGUAGUGCUUUUAUCCCAUCGAUUAUAGUGAAGGUCCACCUCGAGGCCACCGCACCUCUGUGCGAUGUUCGCAUCAUGGUGGACGUUGCCAGACCAUUGGUUGCUUUAAACAGUGACGUCACACUCACCACGUUACUGGACCACCACCAAAUGGCAUUUACAGUGAAGCAGGCUGAGACCGUGUUACCGAGCUCCCUGGAUCUUAGAGUUGUGGCUUUCUACCAGAAUUCAUCUGGGGCAUCACAGGUGGUGCAAGCGUCCAUGCAUCUGCCCCUUGCACUCGUCGCACGACCGUGCGUGGCCGAAAGGACCUACGAACACAAGUUGACCAUUGAAACGAAUAAACCUUCUGUUCCAUCUAACGAGCUCUUUCCAGAUUUCACCUGCGACAUUACGUCACAGACUAUUGGCAUGCAGUUCCUUCACGGCCCUCAAGCGAGCAUCUUGGUGUCUAAAUCCUCCCAAAAAUACAGGAUACAGAGCGACAACUUCGCUGUUCUCUGGAUCCCUGUAUUGGAGCUAUUGAGGCGAUUGCAUCAGUAUUAUAAGCGUUCCUCGAAUGACGACACACUAAAGUGCAGUUACAGCUCAAGUUUACCACUUCAGGAGUAUUUUUCUGUCAUCGACGAUUAUGUCAAGGUGAGGCAGGAAGCACUAGAAGUUGAAGAACUACUAAGCCAAAGAGCAGCUCAAUUUCGUGUAGUACAAAAGUGUGUUCUUACCAAGCUCAAGGACAAGACACCCACUCCACUGAACAAUUUAGACUCCUUGUUGGAAGUUACGCAGAGAGAGCUGCUGGGUCUGGGCAAGCGCGCGGUGGAGGUAACGAAUGAAUACCAGCGCAUGCUGUCCAAGCUCAGUUCAGCGAGUCAACUGCUCGUCUUACUACUGAAGCUGAAGACCCAAAUGAGUACUGAAGACCACAAGCUCUUGCAAGACGUCUUUCAUGUAGACCUGGACGCAUCUAUUACAGAGGGCUGGGAGGAGAAGGUGGAGGCGGCCAUCUGCUACCAGCUGCAGACGGGCCAGCCUGAUGAUGAACUGCCACCGGUACCCAAGGAGCUGACGCCUCUCAAGGACGUGACCCGGCUUAAGCAACUGAUCGCCGUCAUCUUCGAGAAGGUUCUCGAUGGUCUUCGUUUGUCGCAGAAUGAUCUGCCCGGUCGCAAAGUUGACAACCAAAGCAAGGAAAGCGACCACAAGGAGCCCAAGCCGGAAGUUUUCUCUCUGGACAGCGCGUCCACAGUGUCAUCACCAAUGCCAGGACCAUCGACAAGCAAGCCAGUAGGCGAUGAAAACGAUCUGCAAGACUGGAUGGCUGAUUCCCAAGAAACGGAGAGCUCUAACAACAGCUUGCAGCAGAAUAGUCCUUAAUUUUGUACCCUUAGCGGUUGCAAUAAUAAUAAUAAUAAAGAAA